AUGUGCAUCUUUGAUUGUCGUAGGAGAUCUAAUCGUCAUAUUUUGAUGGACUGUCUCAGAUAUGAAGCAUUUAAUUGUAAAAUGUGCAAAAACCUAAAAACAUUGGAUAAACUUCAAUUUUGUGGAAAGUUUUUUAUUCUAUAAGUAGGCUUUUCAGAUUUUCCAUUAAAUCUAUAGACCUUUUUGAUUAAAUUAUAAAAUCAAUCCAACUAUAUUCAAUGUAAAAAAUGUAAGCAAUUAUUUUUUUUGGAUCAAAAGGAUAAUCACCUCCUUGUUUCUAAAUUCACUUGCAUUCAUAAAGAAAAAUAUGAAAUUAAAAAAUGCUUAUGUUGUAAAAAAAUAAGCGAGUAGAAAUCAUAUUAAAAAUGUAAAAAAUGUUAACUACCUCUCUUCUAUUUUGAUGUAUAAAGAUAAGUAGAAUGCCCACGCUGUAAAAUGAAAUGUUGUGAAACUUGUAAACAAGAAACACAAUUGUUUUAGCAAAAAAAGCCCUGCAAUUGUAAAAUUAUUAGAUACUAGAAGAGGGUUAAUCUAUUUUAAUUCUUAAGCGUUGCUCUAUUUGUCCUUAUAAUUACAUCAUUAAUAGGUUCUCAUUAUCUGGAAGAUUCCGAAUUUUAUUAAUCUAUCGUAUGCACAAUUAAGGAUGGAUAUUCAAAUGUUAAUUGCACAUUAGAAUAACUAUAUUAUGAUACAUUUAAAUAAUUGAUAUUGUUUCUUGGAAUAACCUUAGUAAUGGGUUUUGGGGUUGGUUUAAUUGAUAUAAUUAGAUUGUUAAAUAUAACAUAACGUAAACUCUCAAAUGCUUAAACGAGAAGAUUUUGA
Molecule: messenger RNA, 822 nt
Organism: Paramecium tetraurelia
Lineage: Eukaryota; Ciliophora; Oligohymenophorea; Peniculida; Parameciidae
Exons: 1
Source: RefSeq, a predicted model, not a curated record